CAACGAGUUCACAUGAGUGGCUGGGUUACUGAUUAGAGGUGAUGUUAUAGUUUAUUUGUGAUAAGACUCUUGCUUUAAGCACAAAGUCCUGCCAGGUACAACACGCCUACAGCUACAUCACCAUAACCUUCCAGUCCAUCACAGGACCACUGCUGCUUUUCAGAUCCGUUUAUUGCAGGAGCAUCAUGAGUGUAGAGUCCAAAAAAACACGUGAGGCUUGUUGCUCCAAGCUCAAGCUCUUCCUGUUCUCUAUGGCAUGUGUAUACUUUGCUAAAGCCUUCGGUGGAGCCUAUAUGAAGAGCUCCAUCACCCAGAUCGAGAGGCGCUUCGAUAUCCCCAGCUCCCUCAUGGGGGUUAUAGAUGGCAGCUUUGAAAUUGGCAACGUGUUGGUAAUAACCUUUGUGAGCUACUUUGGUGCUAAACUCCAUCGUCCAAGGCUGAUCGCGAUUGGCUGUUUGAUCAUGGCUGUUGGAUCUUUCCUCAUAGCCCUGCCUCACUUCUUACAGGGACUGUAUAAAUAUGAGACCAGUAUGUCUCAUCGUACAGAUGUCAACAGCACUGAGAGCACCCUGCCCUGUCUGUCCAACCACACUCUUGUUGCAGACGAGACGCCUGAUUUAGAGGCCAGAAAAGCUUGUGAAAAGGCAGCCGGCUCGUCCCUGUGGAUCUAUGUAUUCCUGGGAAACAUUCUGCGUGGGAUUGGAGAGACUCCCAUCAUGCCUCUGGGUGUGUCCUACCUGGAUGACUUCUCCAGAGAAGAGAACACUCCUUUCUAUUUGGCCUGCAUCCACACUGUGGGAAUUUUAGGACCUAUGUUUGGGUUUAUGCUCGGGUCAUUCCUUGCCAAGAUCUACGUGGACGUUGGAUUUGUGGAUUUAGACAGCAUCUCCAUCAACUACAAGGACUCUCGUUGGGUGGGAGCUUGGUGGCUGGGCUUCAUAGUGACUGGCGCUGUGAUCCUGUUGUCCAGUAUCCCAUUCUGGUUCCUGCCCAAGUCUUUGCCCAAGCAGGGGCAGAAGCAGAGUAAAAGCACAGAGCUCGCUACAGUGGCAGAGCAUGAGAAUUUCCUGCAAGAGGAUAACCAGGAUCAUGAGGAGAAGGAGAAGCCUGUUUCAUUCCAGGAGUUGGCUAAAGAUUUCAUUCCAUCUCUGAGGAGACUCUUCAAGAACAGCAUCUACUCGAUGAUGAUCCUCACCUACCUGGUGGCUGUCAACGGCUUCAUAGGCAUGAUCACUUUCAAGCCAAAGUUCUUGGAGCAAGUCUAUGGCCAAUCAGCUUCCAAGGCCAUCUUCCUCAUAGGUAUACUAAACCUGCCAGCAGUAGCUUUGGGCAUCAUCACUGGAGGUUUUAUACUGAAACGUUUCAAGCUGGGUGUCAUCGGAGCAGCCAGGGUGUCAAUCGCUGCCUCCCUCGGGUCCUUUUGCCUGUUUUGCGUUAAGGUCUUCAUCCACUGUGACAAUGCAGAGGUGGGAGGUCUUACAGUCUCAUAUCAGGGGGCUCCUCAAGUGUCCUACAACCAACAGACUUUGCUGUCCCAGUGCAACAUGGGCUGCUCCUGCUCAAUCAAGCAUUGGGAUCCAGUAUGCUCCUACAACGGAAUGACAUAUGCCUCGCCCUGCCUGGCUGGCUGUCGGACAUCCACCGGCACUGGCAAGGAAAUUGUGUUUCAUAACUGUACCUGUGUUGGGGAGAUGAUGACUCCAAUCAUGAACAUGUCCACGGUGCUGGGCCAGUGCCCCAGGAAGAGUGACUGUGAUCAUAUAUUUAAAAUCUUCAUGGCUUUGUCUGUAGUGGGGUCCUUCAUUUCUGCCUGUGGGGGCACGCCAGGAUACAUCGUACUGCUCAGAUCCAUACAGCCAGACCUGAAGUCACUGGCUUUGGGUAUGCAAACGCUGAUAGUAAGAACUCUGGGUGGCAUACCACCUCCAAUAUAUUUUGGAGCACUGAUUGACCAAACCUGUUUGAAGUGGGGUACCAAGCAAUGUGGAGGCCGUGGAGCAUGUAGACUCUAUGAUGCUAACGCAUUUAGAAUGACGUUCAUGGGAUUGAUUACUGGACUCUACUUCCUAGCCAACAUGCUGUGGGUAGGCCUCUACUACAAAAUUGUAAAGAGACAGAAGAAGUUAGCACUGAGGAAUCAGGCCAAAGAAAAUGGACUGGAGGGUAACAGCGUGGGCAAUGGACACGCCUCCAUCAACAUUGCCAAAAACAAAGACACAGACAAGGAGAGCACUAUUUAAAGUGUUUGAGGAAGGCAAUACCAUUGUAUAGUGCAAA
This is a messenger RNA of Micropterus salmoides (largemouth bass), 2277 nucleotides long. Its product is annotated as solute carrier organic anion transporter family member 1C1-like. The record is from RefSeq and is a predicted model, not a curated record. NCBI's taxonomy places the organism in Eukaryota, Metazoa, Chordata, Actinopteri, Centrarchiformes, Centrarchidae. The transcript is spliced from 15 exons. Gene Ontology annotation, cellular component: membrane. Gene Ontology annotation, biological process: sodium-independent organic anion transport; transmembrane transport. Gene Ontology annotation, molecular function: protein binding. Bases 186 to 2240 code for a protein of 684 amino acids.